This is a messenger RNA of Scaptodrosophila lebanonensis, 6511 nucleotides long. RefSeq names its product GTPase-activating protein CdGAPr (gene CdGAPr). Bases 196 to 5808 code for a protein of 1870 amino acids. NCBI's taxonomy places the organism in Eukaryota, Metazoa, Arthropoda, Insecta, Diptera, Drosophilidae. Gene Ontology annotation, biological process: small GTPase-mediated signal transduction. The transcript is spliced from 7 exons. The record is from RefSeq and is a predicted model, not a curated record. Gene Ontology annotation, molecular function: GTPase activator activity; protein binding.
AGACGUCGUUAUUUGCCGUGUGUGGUGCGUCUGUAGUUUUUGUUGUUGUUUUACCAAAACCAGCUAAUUUGUUAGUGCAAAUGAAACUGCUCGGAAUGUUGUAACUACGAUUGCAAUUGACGCGUCGCGAAAACAAGUGUUUAAAGUGCAUUUAAGAUGCAGUUCCAGUUGGCAGCGUAAAGUAACGCCCCACCCAUGAUGUCCGAAAAGGUUAGCUCGGCCUUGGUCAGCCAAAUGCAUUCGCAUGUGCUGAUGACUGGCGAUGCGCCCUGCCAUGGUCCAACCUUGGCGAACAGUGGCUCCUCCGCUACCACCAAGGAUGUGCCGAUCUUGCCACCGACAUCGCUUGAGGCAGACGCGUCGACAUCUGCCGCUGUUGGCGCUCAGCUCAAUUUCAAAAUAAUGCCCCUCGAGAGCAGCAGCUUUCAGGAAGUCUUUGCGGCCAUGAACACAUCACAAAUCUCCAAUGCCUCCACAGAAUCCAGCUGCAGUCCUCCAACGAUGACAGCGCCACCCAAACCCAGUCGACACAUGGCUGUGCAGUCGCUGAAUAGCAAAUCCUGUCGCUUUCCCAAGCUGGAGGAAUGCGCACAUUUUCAUUACGAACGCGUACAAUUGGGCCCGCUGUCUGUGCAGCUGAGCGACGAUAAAUCGGAGCAGAUGGGCAGUAGCAUUGCCUCGCAAUCGAUUAUCGGAGACCUGGCGCAGCACAAUUCGCUCCGCAGCUUCUCGCCGGACAGCUGUUGGUUCAUCAUACGAGUCUGUCCACAUCGGCACGAGCCUUUUCUGAUUAAGCGCAGCUUCGAGAACAUGCAAAUGUUCGAUGAGAUGCUGCAUCGUUGUGUCUACGAUCGCAAGAUCAGUGGACUGCGAAACAUGCAGGAGCUGGAGCUGCAGACCGAACAGGAUGUGGAGUAUGCAGUGGCCAAGUAUCUUGAGCGCUUCUCGAAAAUUGCUUCAGACUCGCUCACCUGUGGCACCAUACUUACUUGGCUGCAGUUGGACAACAAGGGUCGGCGACUGCCUUUGGCCGAUGGUGAGACACAACGUACGAUUAAUACGCCCGCAGUGGGUGCUGCGUAUGGCGUGCGACGCUACCAGGCGCAGGCUCCGGAUGAGAUAAAUAUCGAGGUGGGAGAUAUGAUAUCCGUUAUUGAUAUGCCCAGUCCGGCGGAGUCGAUUUGGUGGCGUGGCAAAAAGUCACAUCUGCAAAAAUCAAUCUACGAGGUCGGAUUCUUUCCGCAAUCGUGUGUGGCCACCAUUGGCGACAAGGUGCCGCGUAAUUUUCCCAUGCCGGCACCGCUGGUUGGCCAUUUAGAUGCCUCACCCACGAAGCCAGUGCUGCGCAAACAUGGCAAGUUAAUUGCCUUCUUUCGCUCCUUCAUUUUGUCGCGUCCCUCAAGACGACGCCUCAAACAGAGCGGCAUUUAUCGCGAGCGUGUGUUCUCCUGCGAUCUUUCGGAACAUUUACUGAAUAGUGGCCAGGACAUACCGAUGGUAUUGCGCUCCUGCGCUGAGUUUAUUGAGAACUAUGGCGUCAUUGACGGCAUUUACAGACUCUCGGGCAUUACCUCCAAUAUACAGCGGUUGCGACGCGCCUUCGAUGAGGAGCGUGUGCCGGACUUGGGUAAUCCCGAAAUGAAGCAGGACAUACAUGCUGUCAGCUCGCUGCUGAAAAUGUAUUUCCGAGAGCUACCCAAUCCGCUCUGCACGUACCAGCUGUACGAUAACUUUGUGGAGGCUAUACAAGUGAAGGCUGAUGAGCCGCAAGAGCGGUUGCGCUUGAUGAAGGAGACGGUACUGAAGCUACCGCCCCCGCAUUACCGCACCCUUAAAUAUUUGUCGGAGCACCUGCACAAGGUCUCACAGCACCAUGAGCGCACUGGCAUGACUGACAAGAAUCUGGCCAUAGUCUGGGCACCAAAUUUGCUGCGUUCGCCGGCUCUAGAGUCUGGGGGUGUGGCUGCGCUGCGUGGCGUCGGCGUGCAAGCGGUGGUCACCGAGUACCUGAUACGCAAUUGCCAUAACAUAUUCGAUGCACUGGAAGAUCAGAAUGCACGAUUGAGCUAUGUGGGCAAUGCCAACACCGCCGCGCAUGCUGAGCUACGCUUGGAGUCCCUGACUGACUGUGAGAGUUUGUUGGUGGAACAACGCGAACAGGACCAAUCACUGCAGGUGGUUGAGCGUCCAAAGAGCUUGAGCACCGGUGGUGCUGCUAAGCUAAUUAGCUUAGAGGAGGCUCAGGAGCGGCACUCGCGCAUCGAGGGAGGCACUGAUAUGAAACAAUCCUUGCCUAUUAACAUGGUAACCAGCAAUGCAGCCACAAAUAUGGGCUCCUACAUUGAGGUAGGCGGUGGUCCCUCAAGCCUGCCGGAUAAGUAUCAUACGGUGUUGUCAGUGCCACGCAGUUGGCAAAAAAGGAAGCCUGACAAGACAACCUCCUGGAAGUCCAUCUUCACGCGCAGUCAGCGACAGGGCAGCGAGAUGCACAAAAGCGCUCCACAGGCUCAAGCAGACAAGGAGGCUGCCUCGUCCCGUGUUACCUUUGUGGACGCCUCACAUGUGCUGGCUAAUAAGGAGCUCGCACAGCAUGAGAAACCCAAGUCCAUUGAGCUGCUGGAGACCACACGUGAUUCACUAAAUAGUAAACCCCUAGAGCUAUGCAUACGCUCCAGCUCCAUUGAUAGUCUUCGCACCGUUGGACACUCCCGAUCAGUGUCCCAUGAUUCCUAUUUCGAUUUGCUGCAGUCUCCGCAGCGCGGACACAUGACCACCUGCCCCUCGCGAGAACUCUCCGAACUGGGUCUCAAUUUCGAUCGCGAGGAGCCGGAAAUGCGCAUUUUCUCCGAGAGCGAGUCUCUGGUCAGCUCGCCCCGUGUGGGCAAAGAGAACGUGCCGCCGUCUGCCUCGUCUAGCGGAUGUGCCACACGUCGCAUAAUGCGCGCUCGCCCCGAGGAGUUCUCCAGUCAGACGAAUAGCGUCAAUCCCAGCCCAAAGAAACAGCCACGUCUCAAUCUGUUGUCGCCCAGUUCGGCACGCAUGCGCGCCACUACAGAGCCCACAAUGCAAACACAGCCUUGCGGUCAUGAAGCUGCAAGCUCGGAAAACUGCUGCAAGCGCUACAAGCUGGAGGAUCAGCUCUCGGACAUACAGUUCAUAGAUUGCGGUACGCCGGAGCAUGCGCAGGCGCAGCAACAACCGCAGCAACUAUUUGCCAGCGUGGAGGUACAUCCACCGCCAAAGCCAGCCCGAGCGAUGCAGCCACCGCCGGAGCUCACAUCACCUGCAGCAGCACGUUAUAGUUAUCCUUCGGUGCAGCUGGGCGCCAAGCGCAAGGAGCAGCAGGCGGCCAAGGAACGCUUUAGCUAUCAAGGCACCUUCAUGCAGCAGCCAUCCAUUAAGUUGGCACCCGUCGAGCAGCCACAGCAACCAACAGGCAGACCUGUGCACAAUGGAAGCGUACAGCGUCCCAAGCCGCGUCAGCAAGUUGUCGAGCUGGCUGAUGAGGAUAGCCUGGUGAAGCUAUCGGUACCCACACCUACUACACCAGCACAUAGUCCUCGCUACUCGCUGCUGUUGUGCGAAACGGAAAGCUCGGAGAAUAGCUCGGCGGUCAAUACACCGCAGUACGAUCUGGAGCCCCUGAUGCUGAACUCUGCCAUGUCGGGCGUGUCAGGCGUCUCCUCGAACAUGCAACAGCAGCUGUUGCUGGGUGUGGAUGCAGCCAGCAGUUAUCUGGGUAGCUCGCACGAGAGUCUGGGACAGCACUUCAAUCAGAACGAGUUGGAGCGUCGCGAUAUGCAUGCUUUGAAGCGCGAGUUAUCUCUGGACUUACAGACGCUGCAUUCGCGCUCGCCACAGGCUCCCAAUCGAGCCGCCACAUUGCCUGUGAAGGAGCAACUGCAGGCUGCGGCCGCAGUUGCGGCAAUGAGCUCCCCAAACAACUCCAACUUCACGGACAACACUAGUCAGUCGGUUACGCCGAGCGAGUUCGGCUAUCAGCAUCUACAGCGUCAGCUUAGUAUGCGGUCGCUGCUCGAGACAGAGGAGAGUUCUCCUGUCUAUGAGGACUAUGAACAUACGCCAAGCAAUGCGAUUACACCACAAAAGCUGGCAAGUCCGAUCAAGUCGACAAUUAGCAUUACCUACAAAUCGCCGGAGAAGGAGAAGCCGAAGGCACUGCUGGAGACAAAUUUCGAUGAGAAUAUCGUGUACGAGCAGGUUAAACUCUUUCGCAAUUCAGUCACGGAGGUAAAUCAGAUGCUCACUGAACAGCCACAGACAGUGGGCAGUAAUCGGCAUAGUUUGAAGCAAAUUGAAGAGGAGGAUGGUGGUGCUAGCAAGGCGGCUGAAAUGGCGCAGCAAUUGCUACGAUUGAGUGGCAACAGCGACAAUAUGGAGCAGCUGCUCUAUGAGAACAUUGAGCUUCGAAAGCCGAAAACGGUUUACGAGAAUCUACGGGGCGAGGAAAUGAAACUCAAUGUUAAUAUUAAACUCGAUAAUUAUACGAACGACACAGAUACUAAGCCGAGUGAUAGAAUUGAACUGGACAGUUUAGAGAGCCUGAAACAAGACACAGAACAAUCAGACAUGGAAUACAAUCAGGAGUAUUUAAUGGCCGCACCCGGCUCCGCACGAAAAUCACCUUCAUUUAGCGUUAAAGAGCUGGCUACCAAGUUUGAAAGUUCCCCCGUGGAACAGCUGCCCAAUUUUGAUUUUAGCCUGCGAGGUGGCUCAAUGAAGAAACCAAAUGAGCUCAGCCUACCUCCACCACCAGCUCAAGCAGCGCCGCUGCCAGCACCGAAGCCCGUGGCGCUGAAAAAGCUAAAUAAUACGCAAAAGAUAACACGCUCGCUGGAUGAGAACGCUUUUGUGCGCGAAUUUGGCGGCAAACAGCUGCAAGAUAUGGCUAAAUUGCCGGAAUUACCGGAGCUAAACAAUCGACGCAAAAGCUUUGAUUUUACGCGACCCAAAACACUGAAUCCCCCCAAGCGAUUGCCGGGCAUGAGCAUCACAGAAGAGAUUUGUAUGAAGCCGCCGCCAAAGUUGCCGGAACAGAUCACGCCCACCACAGAGAAUCGCAUCUCCCUCAUACAGCAGAAUAAUGUGCCCAAAGAACAGACACACUCCAAUGCCACGCAAUCGCUCAAUGUGCCCGGACGCAAGAGUGUGCUAACAGGCGUUAAAUUGGAUCGCGAACGCAUUGACAAGAUCAAGGAGGAGCGGCGCCAACAGCUAACACAAAAAUACUAUGGAGAUUCGCUUAAGUCGCGCUCCAAAACGGAGCUCAACUCCACCUGCAAGGAGGACGACAACAACUUUCAGACCACGGAAUCGCUGCGCAUCAAAUCGAAAUCGCGUGGAGAUAUGCAUGCGUUGCAAAAGGACAUGGACAUGAAUCUGAAGCAGCUGGCGCGUGCGGCUGGCUCGGAGAGCACGCUGAACACCACCGGUGGCAGUGCUGGUGGUAUUGGAGUUGGAAUCGGUGGUGUUGCCGUAACCACUGACUAUGCUACGCAGCGUGUCCGCAGCAUUUCGGAUGAGAAGAAUCAAAAUUGUGAUACCAACAAUGGCGUGGCUAGCAGCUUGCAGAGUGUUAAGACAACGGCCCAGAAAUAUGCCGCAAAUAAAACUGUGGCGCCCAAAUUUGAGCGCAAAUCCAUAGACUUUGCGGGCGGCAUAACGCGCGAUCGUGCCAACAGAGUCAGCGAAAGCAAUGUGAGCGCAAACAACAGAGAAAAGAUCUCACCACAAUUCUCAAUUCGGGACAUGACCGCUAUGUUCGAAUCUCGUUCACAAAAUCAAUAGGCUUAGGCAGACAUCGAAUGCUACACUCACUCAUAUACACACAUACACACACACACACAGACAUACACACAAAGCUGAAAUGGACUUUGCGAAUUAUAAGAUUAAAUAAUUUAUUUUGUUUUUUAGCUUACUUAUAAGCACGUUACAUCCAUACAUACCUAUACUACAUACAUACAUACAUGAAUAUACAUAGCUAUAUAUUGCAAAGGCUCCAAAGACACAUGAAACACUCACAACACAGACAUAGGCAGAGACACGCCCUCGCUUUGGCAUGCCUUCUUAAAAAAUGCAAAAUUUAAUUUUGUUUUACAUUAGCUGUAAUGGACAACAAAAAUAUUUAAACAAUAACAGAAAAAAGACCGCCUCAUAUUGCAUAUUUUGAAUGCGAGUUUGAUGCCCACAGACAUUAAAUUUAAGUUUCAUUGAAUUAAACAAAAUUUAGUUUUUGGUUUGUUAUAAAAAAAAAAAAACAAGAAGAUAAAGAAUGUUUUUAAAUUCGAAUUAGACGUAUGAUGUGAUUUGUUCUCGAAUGUUUUGUUUGAUUGCUACAAAAUUUCAAAUGUAUGUUUAAGUUUUAAGUGAAGCGCUCAUGUUGAUGAUGAUUUGUUAACACAUAUUUCACAUUUGUGCAUUUUUAUUGAUUAUUAUUAUUAUUAUACGAUUAAUUUAUAUUUGUAAACGAAAUAAAUUUACUGCAUUUUCA